Messenger RNA from Penicillium oxalicum, 300 nucleotides. RefSeq lists its product as uncharacterized. NCBI's taxonomy places the organism in Eukaryota, Fungi, Ascomycota, Eurotiomycetes, Eurotiales, Aspergillaceae. The record is from RefSeq and is a predicted model, not a curated record. The transcript has a single exon. Bases 1 to 300 code for a protein of 99 amino acids.
AUGGAAACCCCAGCCAGAGACGCUUUACUCAAGCUUGCUUGCAAUUCAAGUCUCACCAGGGAUGCUUCUGCACCGCAGGGUCUCACAGAACCCCAGAAGAAGUGUCUUGAGGCGGAUCAGGCGCUCGUCAAAUUGAAGCUUGCCUAUCAAGCGCUUCGAAAUGACCUCAUUGCGGAAUUUCAUCAACUGAAUAAAGAAACCAGUGAUGAUGCUAAGCGCUUUGAUGAAUAUCGUACCCUUCAAAAAUUAAUUAGGGCUAGGCGGAAGAAAAUUCACGACGACGCAAAAGGGAAAAUGUGA